UAUCGCAGAUGGUUAAUACGUGUUGUAUUGGAAACUGUUAAAAAAUCCCCAUUGCGUUUUAAUGUGUAAUUUCCCCAAUUAUGCUGAAAAUAGCAAACAAGGAGGCAGUAAAUAGGGUCAUUAUUUUGCCGAUUUAUUAUGGUGCAUGAAAUAAGAAGCGGAAUUCAGUUUUCCUUAGUUUUCACCUAGGCAAAGUGAUCGCAAGUGAUCCACGCACUGUCACCAAAGCAAACAUUCACCUGUUAUCACCUCCUCAUUGUAUUUGAACGCUCUGAGUACGUGGGUAGGAGAUGAGCCGCAGUGGUGACAUCACAUCAUCUCUCCUCGUGACGAUAUCAAGUAAUUAUUAAACAACAUAGGUAUUCCAAGUAUCAAAAGUGUAUUGUUCCUCGUUGACCAUUUUACAAAAGUCAUAAAAUCGGCACAACAAUCUCAUGCACCCAUCACGACCUCCCUGCUCGAUGAUUCAUCCAUGAAAGUAAACUUUGUGCACAGCCUUCCAGUGCAGUCGUGUGGAGAUUAAAUUGUGCUGCCAGACUUAAUCAGUAGAUACAUAAAUCAACAUAGCCAGAAGACGGCAGCGUUUGGACUGAGAAGAUGGUGGACGUGGUCAAGAACGGAAGUGGCGUGAGGACGGAUGGGGCUGGUUUGAUUUUGAAUCCACGCUACCUGCAACCCUAUCCAUUCGAGGUGUAUGAUGCAGCAGGUUGGUACGGUUGGAUGGAGAGGCGUUGGACAUGGGUGGCAGUGCCGGUGUCGAUCUUGUAUGUCCUGCUCAUUUUCCUUGGUCAGCGGUAUAUGUCUCGGAGAGAAGCUUUCUCCCUGCGUUUACCACUCCUUCUCUGGAACGUCUCCCUCGCCUUGGGUAGUUUCUGGAUGUUCCUUCGUAUGGUGGCCGAACCCGUGGAGGAAAUCAAGGUGCGAGGCUUCUAUCAGACCAUCUGCAGUCGGGAAAACCAUACCGUAAUCUCCUCGUUUUGGUGCCUGAUCUUCACUCUGAGCAAAGUCCUAGAAUUUGGUGACACUGGGUUUAUCGUGUUGAGGAAGCAAAAGUUGAUCUUUCUCCACCCCUGGCAUCAUGUAACUGUGAUGCUGUACACCUUCUAUACUUUUGGUCCAACCUUCGAUCCUGCGGGGCGUGUCUUUGGUCCAUCCAACGCUCUGAUCCACUCCUUCAUGUAUUUGUACUAUGCCUCCAAGUCUCUGCGGUUGAAGGUGCCGCAAUGGGUUUCGAAAGGAAUCACCAGUAUGCAGAUCCUUCAGAUGAUCGGAGGUCUCUGGGUCAACCUCCUCUCCUUUUUUGGAAAAGCCGUGUGGGGUGAUUGCAACCACCGACCCUGGAGCAACAUUGCGUGGGCCCUGGCCAUGUACACGAGCUACCUCGUCCUCUUCCUCAAGUUCUUUGUGGCCAGCUAUGGGCGACGGGGUGGUCGCGGGGGGAAGGUCAUCAACAAUGACAACAAGCUGGACUGAGCAGUACUCUUCGGUUGUUAAUUCGUAUUAGUGGGACACCACCUCUUAAACCAACUUGUCAUAAUUUCCAUGUAUUAUACUCGCCUUGUAGAAUAAAUAAACAAAAAGUCUGAAAUUA
Folsomia candida is the source of this 1591-nucleotide messenger RNA. Its product is annotated as putative fatty acid elongation protein 4. Gene Ontology annotation, molecular function: fatty acid elongase activity. Bases 598 to 1473 code for a protein of 291 amino acids. Gene Ontology annotation, biological process: fatty acid elongation, polyunsaturated fatty acid; fatty acid elongation, monounsaturated fatty acid; very long-chain fatty acid biosynthetic process. Lineage: Eukaryota; Metazoa; Arthropoda; Collembola; Entomobryomorpha; Isotomidae. The transcript has 7 exons. The record is from RefSeq and is a predicted model, not a curated record. Gene Ontology annotation, cellular component: endoplasmic reticulum membrane.